UGACUGAUACACUGCAUUCCGCGCAUUGCUCCCUCCCUCCCUCCCUCCCUCACGUAAGGUACCUAUCAGUAUCACUCAGCGCACCGAGGUGUGUGGAGGUGUGUCUCUCGGUGUGAAAGGUGAGCUGAACUAGCAACAAGGUGUGCCCCCCGAGGAGAAGUCAAGGCAUCUUGUUCCCAGAAGUCUCACCACCGGCUCGAGAUGCCCGUUGCAUGUCUCGCUUUCGCCUGGCAUGCUGAGGUAAGUGGACUGAGGAUGAUUGUCGGUCCCAAAAGUUCAUGUCUUGGCCAGCGGUCAAUUCACUGCGAAAAAAGGAAUGACAUGAGAAAUCGCGGAACGAACUCCAUCAUCGUACCAGAGUUUGGAUAUCGUCUGCCCCUUUCUUCCACGUUCCGUACCCCCCUUGCUCAUCAGGCCUUGCCGAAAGCCGUGGAUGCGUGGUUCUGCGGCACAGCGGAACACCCCUGGUCUUCCACGAAUUGAAAUUUUUUUUUGACGUGCGUUUUCCUUUCCGCGCCCACCUCUCCGAUCCCUGACCCUGAUAUUUUUCUUCCUCUCUUUAACACGUUC
This is a messenger RNA of Colletotrichum acutatum, 570 nucleotides long. RefSeq lists its product as uncharacterized. The record is from RefSeq and is a predicted model, not a curated record. The transcript is spliced from 2 exons. Bases 202 to 483 code for a protein of 93 amino acids. NCBI's taxonomy places the organism in Eukaryota, Fungi, Ascomycota, Sordariomycetes, Glomerellales, Glomerellaceae.